CCGACGUCCACCUCCGCCGCCGCGGCGUGCUCAAGCCAUCUCUCAGGCCCACGUCUGCCACGUCUCGCACCGGCAAUCAUCGCGCCUUUGCAGCCACCAUGGCGGCGUCUCCCAGGCUGACGCUGCAGCAGCAGGCAUUCCGCUCUCUUCUGCUCGCCUAUCACAUCCGUGCCGCAUCCGCCGACUUCCAUGCCGCGCACCUCACCUCCACUCUCUCGCCGCUUUCCUACAAGCCUGGCGGCGCCGCGCUCUUCGCCUGGACGCACCUGAAGCGCGCCUUUCUGCCCACCUACAGCAUCCUGCGCGGGCCGAGCCACGCAAGGGGCGUCGGCGCAACUCGCCCUCAAGCGGCGCCGCUCACUGCCGACUCGCACGCUGCCGUCAAGGCGCUACAGGAGGCCAUCCAGGCGCGUGUCAGCGACGCACGCUUGCACAUCACAGGGCCGCAUCGGCGAGACAUCACCGCGGCCCGGCCACUCUCGCUGCUCCUCAUCCACCCACUCGCCUCGCACUCGCCCGAGGCAGCCUUGCCGGGCACUGCAUCUGAUGCGGCAUGGCACGCUCGUGGCGCGAUGCAGCAGAUGCUCUUGGAGGAGCGCUUGUUGCUCACGACGCCCGGCGCCGCCAAGGAGUCUUCAACACCACAGGAAACGAGGCAAGCGGCGCACGGCUACGUGCCCCUCUUCUUGCCCGACGCCGCCCGCACGCCCGUUGAUCUGCAUGCGACCACCUGUCUCUCCCCCGGCGCCGCACAGCUCCUCCUCACAGGCGACGCGCGCUUUGCGCGCUUCCUGACGGAUCUUGCCGAGGAGGGAUUCGGCAUGCGGUUGGAUGCUCAUGGGCUUUGGACGCGUCCUGGGCUGGGCUCAUCACGAGCCGAGACGCGCGCCGUAGGAGGCAUGGGCUCGUCUGGCGUGCCAACGGGAAUGCAGAUGCGUAGCUUCCUAGAAGAUGCGCAGCCAGAGGAAGCAGCAGAACGACAUGCUUCUGCCCUCUCUCCUGCGCCUGACGCAUUGAGAAUGGCGGAGCCACCGAGCACACGGGAGCCUCAAGAAGAAGGAGCAGAAGCGUCGGCAGACGCAGCGCUCGAAGCUCGACGCGAGCGGAAUCGCGCCAUGGGCUUGCCACCAGACUUUGACAGCGGACUCGGCCUCGAUUCUCCGUCCGACGCUUCCUCGUCGCAAGAUCCGCCAUCAGCCAGUGGCACCACCCCGCCGCAAGCAGAGCUGAUGGCGAAGCAGGACAAGCCACGCGAGGAUCUGUACCAUCCAUCUUGGCGGCGUCUCUGUGCGGAGGCAGACGAGGAGAUGAUCCUGGACACGCUCGGGCUGGCUUAUCUGCCGCCUGAGGCCAGAGUGUCGAGGGCACAGGCUGGGCGCGAUGGAUGAUCCAAUGACAUUGGGCUCCCUCCUUGCCCGCUGUGGACGUAGCAGCAAGAGGCCAUUGGGAGCGCUCUCAUGUGCGACGCCCUGACUCUCCACUCCUCUUCUCGCUCCCUCGUCUCGAACCCACAGAGAAGGCACGUGGCGCGGACCUCUCUCACCCGCUCCGUCCCAUCUGCCAGCUCCCAGCUGCCGCUCUCAGCUCGAGGUGCCGCCGACGAGGAUGGCGAAGUUCUAGUAGCGCAUGCGCGGCAGCGGAGAGGCAGGAGGCGAGAGAGGCGAUGUGAUGCGUCAGCGAAUGAGCCUCACGUGCGUAUGACAUGCCCGGGCGACUGUGCCAGCGCAGCAACGCCUCACAGGACGUCUCUCGGCCUCUCCAAC
Molecule: messenger RNA, 1763 nt
Organism: Tilletiopsis washingtonensis
Lineage: Eukaryota; Fungi; Basidiomycota; Exobasidiomycetes; Entylomatales
Exons: 3
Coding region: 99-1388 (429 amino acids)
Source: RefSeq, a predicted model, not a curated record